GCGCCCGAUCGAGCGCCACCAUUUCUACCCGCUCCACCAACGCUAAACCACAGGUACGCACGGCGGUACGUGCUCGCGAUCACACACUCUUACGCCCACACUAGCUCGCUCUCCCAGCAGCUUAGCCUCGCUCUCGCAGGAUGGGGAGCCGUGAUGGCCGCGCUCGCCCUCUGCCACAGGCCCUCCUCCUCGCCGUCGGCGUCGCCAUCGCCUGCUACAUGGCCGCCACGCCGUCCUCGGCAGAGUCGGACGCCGGCGCCGGCGCCGGGUCGUCGUGCGCGGCCAAGCUCGCGGCGUGCGGGGGCUACCUGAACGCCACCGACGCAACGACGGUGCCGGACUCCUGCUGCAACCCGCUCAAGGAGGUGGCGACGAUGGAGGCGGCCUGCGUGUGCUCCAUCCUCAUGAACAAGGCCGCGCUGCAGACCUUCGGCGUGACGCCGGAGCAGGGGGUGCACCUCGCCAAGCUCUGCGGCGUCACCACCGACGCCUCCACCUGCAACAAGUACGCCGCCGCCGGUGCCGGUGGUACCGCAGCUUCUUCAGGAUCAACGGGAACUGCUGCUUCUACAGUGGCCAAGCCAACGGCAAGCGGAGCCACCACGCGGCACCUGACCUUGAUGGCUGCACCUUCCCUCGUAGCACUAGGCUUCAGUUUCAUCUGCUGGUCGAUUGUUGCUUAACAAGAGCUACCCUAUGACUAGACUCUUCCCGUAAUUUUAUUUGUAUCAUCUCAAUAAUUAUGUAUAUCUACCUGGUUAUUUGGUUCAGUUGAAAUUUAUCACUUACGCCUGCAUA
Lolium perenne is the source of this 798-nucleotide messenger RNA. RefSeq lists its product as uncharacterized. The record is from RefSeq and is a predicted model, not a curated record. Lineage: Eukaryota; Viridiplantae; Streptophyta; Magnoliopsida; Poales; Poaceae.